AAGCAGCCUGAGCAGCACUCACAUGGUGGCUAACUGGAGAAACAGAAGACACCCACAUUUUGGACAAAGCUCUGACAAACAAACAUACUGGGGAAUAUAGAGAAAAUGUCUGGAGCUAAAGUGAAGAUGCGGGGGAAGAAGAUGAGGAACCAGCCCGUCAGUGUGCAGUAUCCAUCCAGCAGCACUCAGAACGGAGGAGACAGCCCGCUCGCCGGUGGAGGUGGAGAUGAUGGUCCAUCUAACAUCCACCCGUCUACAGAAAGACCAAAGAAUCCUCAUCAACACGGUGGAUGGGUCCGUGGACACCAGAAAGAUGGUGGAGGCUACGCCAAGGAGAUGCCCAAGUACAUCACUGCUGGAGCUUUUGCCAGGGCCAGAGCGGCAGAGGUGAGUGCCAUGUUGAAAGCUGUCACCAAGACAACAGGCAGCUGCCAUGUGUUUGGAGCCCUGCCCAAACACAUGAGGAGACGGGCCAUGAGCCACAACACCAAGCGGCUCCCUCGCAGACUGAGAGACGUGGCCAACAGAAUGCGGGAGAAGAGUCUCCAGGCCGGCUCAAAGAAGAAAAAGGAACAGGCAAAGAGCAAGAGCCGCAAGGCCCGCCGCCGGCACGGAAACCUGCUGCUGGAGUUUAACCGUCGGCAGAGGAAGAACAUGUGGCUGGAGACGCACAUUUGGCAUGCCAAGCGCUUUCACAUGGUUAAAAAGUGGGGCUACUGCCUCGGAGACAGACCCACGUACAAAUGCUACCGGCCUUGCUACAGGGCAAUGAGCAGCCACUGCCUGCUGCAGGACCUUUCUUACUACUGCUGCAUAGAACUACAGGGAGAGGAAGACAAGCUGCUGGCUUCCCUGUCACAGCUGACCAGCAAGGAGGCCGGUCCUACAUUUGCUGCAGCUCUGAGUCUAUCAGGGCGAAGACAAGGCAGUGUGGUGGUGUACAGAGCGGGACAGUACCCCUCACAGCCUCUGGGCCCUGUCACCUUUCUCUGGAGACCCCGUACACAAGGCUCAACCCACAGGCAGCUGUGGAUUUGGGCUCACCCCACUAUUAAAAAGGACCUUCUUCUAGAGUUACAAACUGUGUGCCAGUGUUGUGAGCCUGUCGUUCCUCCAGUUGUUGCAGUGGUUACACCUCCUGAGGUCGUUUCCACCCAAGAACCAGAACCAAAACCUGAAGAGAUCCCUGAGGCCAAGCUGGUAACUGGAACCAAGAGAAAGCGAACCAGUAAGGAUGCCAGUGGACCUCCGGCCAAGAAGAUCCUGGGAGAUGGAACCAGAUCUCCCACCACCCCGGUUACCUGGAGGUCAAACUCAACUGGAAUAAUUAUAAAUGAUCUCACGUUGGAGAUUGUACGCUAUCGCCUGAUUGGACCACAGUCACAUUCUGUUCUGGCGGAAACUUUGGAGGCCGCUACAGACUGUAAUGAAAUGAAUAAAUCUCAGCCCUCUUCCCUCUGGUGGCCUGAGCACUGCAAAGAUGAGGAGAAGAUGAAUCUGCAUCAACAACAAGCUGGUGUUUAUCACACCCUGAAAGGCAUCUAUUCGACUGGAGAGCUCCCCUCGGGCACAGUGCUGGGUCUGACUGUAGAUGACCCCAGGCUGACGUUGCCAACAAAGAAGGUUAAAGCUUUGCCGUGUGUAAAGCAGGCACAAGAGGUGGACGAAGAGAAGAGGAGGGAGCUGAUGCUGCGUGGCGCACCUGAACACUGCUGCCAGAGUUACCUGUGGGAGCAAUCUGUCCGUGAUAAUGUCACUGAUAACAAGAUAUCAGAGCAGGAGUUGAACCGUAUGAGAAGUGAGGUGCUGGUGCCGGGCUCCAGGCUGAGCCCCACUCCCCCGCAGGGCAGAGUCCCCAUCCUGCUGGUUCACCAGCCUGGUAAGCAGGUGGGACACGAGAUGAGCUCCUGGGGUGCUGGAUGGGACCUGCUGCUUCCUAAAGGAUGGGGCAUGGCCUUCUGGGUCCCACUGAUGUACAGAGGAGUUCGCAUUGGAGGGCUGAACAUGAGUCUGAAACACUCUCAGAAUAAAGGAGCGCCCCACUUCCCCCAUGAUUACCCAGACUGCCCCGCAGGCGCUCGCUUUCAGGAGGAGCAGGAGGCAGAGUUCCUGGACAAGUUCAAAAGGCGUCCGCCCGCCAAAAGGACCAAUUACAUUAAACAUGGCUGUCUGGCACCGUUCCGUUGCCCGUGGCAACAGCUGGCCGAGGAGUGGGAGCUUAUCUCGAGGGAAGGAGGAGAGGAGAGGAGAGGAGACAGGCAGACCCAAACCACAACAGAGGCUGCCACAGUGAUGGAGGAGGAGAUGACAUCACGUAGAGAUAUCAGUGUAACAAAGCCUCAGAGCUGCGUCACUGUACUGAGGAACAGAAAGUCACUGAGGCUGCUCUCUGGUUGGUGCAGACCCACGACAUCUAAAGGUCAGAAGCUGUGCCGCGCAGGGGGGGUGCCACCUCUGGACCGUUCGGCUGCGACAGCUUUUCUUACCGCACAUGGGAUGAGUCUGGUGUGGGUGCGCCUGUCACUUCUGUCCAAGGGCAAACCAGAGCUCCACGCCAUGGUGUGUGUGCCAACCGCAGACGACCUGCAGCUGCUGAACAAAGGGCUCAGCAGCAGCGGCCCCCAGGAGCCCCCGCACAGAGACCACUUCAAAAGCAGAAUUAAACGCAGGAAGAAGGGCCCCAAGAAAGCCGCUACAUCCGCUUUGUCUUCUAAGACCGAGGGAAAAGAGCCAGAACUUCCCACUGCCUCUGAACCAAACUCCACCACAUCUGAAGACACCAAAUCGUCCUCCCAGUCUUCCUCCAACCUCAUCUUCGGGCUGUGGCCGGAUCCUCUGCCGAGUGUCACCUCUCACUGCUCCCGGGUGACCGUAGGCUGGGUCACUCAGGGUGACUUCUCCCUGUCUGCUGGCUGCGGGGAGGCUCUGGGGUUUGUCAGCGUUGCCGGUCUGCUUAACACCCUCCUCAACCAGCCGACAGAACACAGAGGCACGUUGCUGCUACGCAACCCCACCUCCCUGCACUACCGCUUUGCUAAAAUCAACAUAGAGGUCUGAUUGAAGUGUCCAAGCUUAUGCAGAACUUCCAGAAAGCUGAAUUCUUGGUUAACGUAGGACGAUCAACUCGACGUGCGCCCCGCAGAAGCCUGAAAUUAAAUGUCAUCAAGUAGCAUGAUGCUUCACUUGCUAAGUGAUCCCUGUGCCUUGACAGUUGCUUGCUUGGACUGUGCCAUCAUCCACUCUAUAGUGUUGGUUGAAGACUUAAUGACAUGCAUGGGGCAUAACAUUUUUAGUUGUGUAUAUUAUAGUGUGGGACGUGACGUCCACAUUAUUUCAGUUGAAAAAGGCUGGUUGUUCAGAUUUGUUUCCAUGUCACUGCCUUUGUGCUCCACAAAGGGAUCAGUUAAACUCUGCAACUGAAUGAAAGCCUUGGUUUUAGUUAGACUUGUUCAGCCUUUUAUCAAGUGGGUUUCCAAAAUGAAUUCAUUUAUGAGUUAUUUUUACAUCCCUCUGUGUCCAUGCUAAUGACACUGAGAGGAAUUAUGUUUGUGGACAUCUAUGACCUUUAAAGAAGUCAAACUGAUGGGUUUGGAUUUGAGAAAAGUGACAGUUUCUGUUUCAAAAUACCACUACAUUGAAAAUGUUUUGUUUGAACAUAAGCGAAUAAAACACCCAUACUGCACAUGAUAGAAUAUGCCAUCUGUGGGUAAUUAGUGUAGCUUUCUCAUGUGUAAAUUCAUACAAAUAAUUAUGUGACUUCCAACACUGAAAUAUGCGUUAUGGACUGGCCCUUAUAAGCAAAUGC
Molecule: messenger RNA, 3805 nt
Organism: Chelmon rostratus (copperband butterflyfish)
Lineage: Eukaryota; Metazoa; Chordata; Actinopteri; Chaetodontiformes; Chaetodontidae
Gene: pop1
Product: POP1 homolog, ribonuclease P/MRP subunit
Exons: 16
Coding region: 106-3057 (983 amino acids)
Biological process (GO): tRNA 5'-leader removal
Cellular component (GO): ribonuclease MRP complex; nucleolar ribonuclease P complex
Source: RefSeq, a predicted model, not a curated record